CGAUGUAAAUGACUUGGUCAUGCAAGGAGCCCUCCUAAUUCUUUUCCCGCCUACGCCAUCGUGUGGUUAUGUUCGCCCGGAUGUAAAUAGAGUGAACGAAAGACUUGAAGAAUUAAUCGAACUUGGCUUUGAUUUGACGUAUAAUGUGAUAGGAGAUAUCAUGCAACUUUUUGAAAAUAGAUUAUCAGAUGUUGGCGGCAUUUUUCUGGAAUCUUUUGUUAAAAUCAAAGGCAUAACUGUCAAGGAGCUUCUAGAAAAAAUUUUAAUAGAAUCAAUUAAACCAGAACGAAACUUGAAAAAGUUUGAACUAUGGAAUUUUUUGAAUAUCCAUUUGGAGAAAAUCUAUGAUGAGGAUUUUAACGAAGAAGCGAAAAAAUUACGUAGUAAGAUCGAAUACCAAGAGGACGCAUUCAUGAAAGCGAUGACAGAAUAUAUGGAACAUACCAGCGAAUCAAAUAUUACCAAUAACCCCGAUAAUGAAGAUGAUACCGAGGACGCCCCUAAAAAAUUUAUAACUUCAUUGAAAUUAUUACCUAAAUUUUAUAGUUGGAUUUUAAAAAUCUUUGGAGCGAAUGCAGAAAUAACGAAAGUUUGUUUUGAUGAUAUCCUUAAAACGCGUGUAAGUAUUAAUGAACAACUCAUACAAGAUCUAAAUUCCGAAUUACCACCGAACGGAUGGACAAAAUGCUCAUAUGAGGCUACCGUUAACAUUUGGAAGAUCUUCUGUAAUAGCGGU
Molecule: messenger RNA, 736 nt
Organism: Acaulospora morrowiae
Lineage: Eukaryota; Fungi; Glomeromycota; Glomeromycetes; Diversisporales; Acaulosporaceae
Source: the annotation of a GenBank genome assembly